AUGGAAAAUAUUGGAAAAUAUAAUUGGGGUACAUUAGUGUACGAGUAUUUGGUGUGUAGCUUGUGUAGUGCUUCGUUGGCAUUGCAGAAUGAACCAAAUCAGUUUGAGUUCUACGUGGUUGGAUGUGCGUAUUUGCUUGAGUUAUGGUCAUUUGAUCAUUUGAUUGUUUGCCACUCAACGUUCAAGUGUAAGAUGAACUUGUUCCCGCGAUUGUUGUAUUGGAUGAAUGUGAGUGUGGGUGACAAGGUCAUGAAGACUGCGUUUGAUUACGACAUGGCUAUUGUUGAUGUGGCGGCGUCAAAGGAAGAACUUGAUCAUGCUAUUGUAAGAGAAGCAUUUGAACAAUUUGGCACUGCAUACAAAACCCAAGAUGUGAAGGAUAAGGAAGAGGUUGAGCGUUUGCUACAACAUCAUGAAGUAGAGAUAGUUGAUUUGGAGCAAUCUAUGUCUGCAUUGGAUGACUUGGUUGCAAAAUGGAAGGGUGAACGCCCAAAGGAUGAGGUCCCAGAUGAAGUAGGUGAUGAUGUUUUCGAUGAUGACGAUAUGGUGAAUGAGCAAAGCAUUGAGCCACCUGAUGAUGUAAUGGGUGUUGAAAAAGAUGAUGAUGCACAACAUAGCAAUAUGUACGACCGUAUGAAGGCCCAACCUCGCAGGCGGUUCAAGAGUGUUGCCAUAAAACACCAUUUUCUGUUUAUGGAAAUAAGAAGUUCAAAUCACUAA
This is a messenger RNA of Vigna unguiculata (cowpea), 720 nucleotides long. The record is from RefSeq and is a predicted model, not a curated record. NCBI's taxonomy places the organism in Eukaryota, Viridiplantae, Streptophyta, Magnoliopsida, Fabales, Fabaceae.